AUGGAGCCUGCAGCCGUGCUGCUUCUGCUGCUGCUGGUGGCCCUCCUGGGUUGGGGGCUGCGGGGCCGAGGGGGGCCCGAUGGCCUGCCCCCGGGCCCGCUGCCCCUGCCCCUCCUGGGGAAUCUGCUGCAGCUCGACCCCACCCGCCUCUACCAAUCUCUCAUUAAGCUGAGCAGCCGAUACGGGCCGGUGUUCACAGUGUACCUGGGGACCCGGCCUUGCGUCGUACUGAACGGUUACGAGGCCGUGAGAGACGCCCUGGUGCUGCAGGGCGACCGGUUCAGCGGCCGCGGGGACCUGCCCGUCUUCCACCGCUUCACCCGGGGCAACGGCAUCGCCUUUUCCAACGGGGAGAAGUGGCGGGUGCUGCGCUCCUUCGCCCUGACGUCGCUGAAGAACUUCGGGGUCGGCCGGCGGAGCAUCGAGGCCCGGAUCCAAGAGGAGGCCCGUUACCUCGGGCGCGAGCUGGCCAAGACGGACGGCGCCCCCUUCGACCCCCUGAACCUGAUCUGCAACGCCGUCUCCAACGUCAUCUGCGCCGUGGUGUUCGGUCAGCGCUACGGCUACGACGACGGCGACUUCCUCACCCUCCUGGGCUUGUUCAAUGACAACUUUCGCCUCAUGAGCUCCCGCUGCGGAGAGCUGUACAACAUCUUCCCGGACCUGAUGCGGCUGCUCCCCGGGCCCCACCAGCGCAUCUUCUCCAACUUCGAGAAGUUGCGGGUCUUCAUCUCGGAGCGGAUCCGCUGGCACCAGGAGACCCGGCGGCCCGGCCAACCCCGCGACUUCAUCGACUGCUUCCUCGACCAGAUGGACAAGGAGAAGCAGGACCCGCUGACCCACUUCCACCGGGAGACGCUGGUGAUGACGACGCACAACCUGUUCUUCGGGGGCACCGAGACGACGAGCACCACCCUGCGCUCCAGCUUGCUGCUCCUCCUCAAGUACCCGGAUGUGGCAGAGCGGGUCUACGCGGAGAUCGACGAGGUGAUGGGCCGCACGGGGGCGCCCCGCCUGGACCACCGCGACCGGAUGCCCUACACCCACGCCGUCCUGCACGAGGCCCAGCGCUUCGUCAGCGUCCUGCCCACGGGCCUGCCCCGCGCCCUCACCCGCCACACCCGCUUCCGAGGCUACUUUCUACCCAAGGGCACCAACGUGAUCCCGCUGCUGGUCUCCGUCCAUCGGGAUCCGACCCAGUUCAAGGACCCCGAGACGUUCAACCCGGGCAACUUCCUGGACGAGAAGGGCGCCUUCCGCAACAGCGACGCCUUCAUGCCCUUCGCUCCAGGGAAGCGCAUCUGUCUCGGGGCAGGCCUGGCCCGCAUGGAGAUUUUUCUCUUCUUCACCAGCAUCCUGCAGCGUUUCCGCCUGUGCCCUCUGGUGCCCCCGGAAGCCAUCGACGUCACCCCGCAGUACACGGGGCUGGGCAACGUGCCCCCGCCCUACAAGCUGCGCAUGGUGGCCCGCUGAACCCUCGGCCCGCGCCACCUGCCUGCCCUCGCUUCCAACCCACACCCCCCUCCCCCAGAUUCAGCAUCGAUUCCCCCGACGGCCCCCGUCCUCCCCUGCCGCUACUUGCCGUACCCGUGCCGGGACGGGCAUCGCGCCUCCCGGCCCUAAUAAACCCACCGGAACGCA
Molecule: messenger RNA, 1641 nt
Organism: Ornithorhynchus anatinus (platypus)
Lineage: Eukaryota; Metazoa; Chordata; Mammalia; Monotremata; Ornithorhynchidae
Product: cytochrome P450 2F2-like
Exons: 9
Coding region: 1-1473 (490 amino acids)
Biological process (GO): xenobiotic metabolic process
Cellular component (GO): intracellular membrane-bounded organelle; cytoplasm
Molecular function (GO): heme binding; oxygen binding; oxidoreductase activity, acting on paired donors, with incorporation or reduction of molecular oxygen, reduced flavin or flavoprotein as one donor, and incorporation of one atom of oxygen
Source: RefSeq, a predicted model, not a curated record